Molecule: messenger RNA, 651 nt
Organism: Babesia sp. Xinjiang
Lineage: Eukaryota; Apicomplexa; Aconoidasida; Piroplasmida; Babesiidae
Exons: 1
Coding region: 1-651 (216 amino acids)
Source: RefSeq, a predicted model, not a curated record
AUGCUCCGUAUCGGACCAAGGGGAGAUCAUAUGGUGAUAUAUGUCAAAGAAGGAAAACGUCUUUUACGAUUCAAUUUAUACUUGCCUCCGGUUGAAGAUGGCAUCUUCAAACCGCGAAAUAUAAUAGAUGCAUCGUACAAAUUCAUUGGCUCGAAGACGCCUUCUCACCCAUCGAAAUAUAUUAGCUUAUACAUAGACAUCUCUAGCACUCAAACCAGUCAAGCGGACGUCAUCGUUCUAGCGAACCUAAAAAGGGGUGAUUGGUUGUAUACGCAAUACACCGUUGUACCCUUAAGGGAGCAGCGCUUUGUGUUACUUAGCGUCAUAAAUUCGGCACAAAACUGUGAGAUAUACCGAACAGCUGAUGAUCUGUUCGUCACGCACGUCGAAGUUUUCGAACACGUAACACAUUAUUGGCAAUACGUCGUAGUAAACAUCAAGGUGGUGGAUGCUGGUUCUUCCUCGAGAAUAAAUACAUAUAUAGACGCCAAGAGGUUAUAUGUGCGCCAUGUGCAGGAACAAGGCAUCGUAUACUUUGAUGUGACCGAUGAGGAUCUGUCUCUGCAUCUAGAGAUGAUAUACAACAUCAAUACACUCGUGGCAGGUGGUGACGGCACAAACCAUACCAAUAUGACGGCUGUGUUGGCAUGA